AUGGCUUCUGGAGAGUCCAAUUUCUUGGUGUAUUCAGUUUUACUACUGUGUUUGUUGGGGUUCGCAAGUACAGCAGCAGCAAGCGACAGUAAAGUUGGCUCUGUAGAAAAGAAGAAGGUAUUCAUUACUGGGCAGCGCAUCGAAGUUAUCAUUUCGUCAACCAAAGAGGAUACGAAUGUUUCGCUGAAACAAAUUUUACAAAAGCUGGAGUCGAUGAACGCUGAAACUAAGAAACUGGUCAAAGACGUUCAAGCUUUGAAAAGACAAAUCCACACAUUGGACGACAAAGUUGGAAAUGCCUUGCUGUUUCCGCGUCGGGGAAAAAGCGACUACGUCAUUAUCCGUGGCAGCAUGCCGAAUCUCUCAGCUUUGACAGCUUGUUUGUGGAUGAAAGCCGCUGAUACGAAUAUAGGAACUCCCCUGGGCUACGCUGUGUCUGAUCAGGAUAACGAGUUUAUCAUCUACAACUACAAGUCAUUUAUGUUGUUCGUAGGAGGUAGCUACAGAGAGACGUAUGUUUCUGCCAUUGACGGGAAGUGGCACCACAUCUGCGCAACAUGGGAAAACAUGGCUGGAUCUUGGAAGUUGUACAAAGAUGGUGCUGUUGCGGAUCAAGGUCAAGGAUUGCAGAAAGGUUACGUGAUCCGUGGUGCUGGAUCUCUAGUGUUGGGACAAGAGCAAGACUCAGGAGCAGGAAGAUUCAAUGCGCUUCAGAGUUUUGUUGGCGAAAUGACGGGUGUCAAUAUAUGGAAUCGAGUCAUAGAUCACCACGAGAUUGUUAGUAUGUCGAAAUCGUGCCGGGCAGGGGAGGGAAACGUGUACAAGUGGUCCGAUUUUAAGCCUCACAUAAUAGGUGGAGUUCAGUUGGUUUCUCUUUCGUGUGCAAUUUAA
This is a messenger RNA of Orbicella faveolata, 891 nucleotides long. Its product is annotated as neuronal pentraxin-2-like. NCBI's taxonomy places the organism in Eukaryota, Metazoa, Cnidaria, Anthozoa, Scleractinia, Merulinidae. The record is from RefSeq and is a predicted model, not a curated record.